Molecule: messenger RNA, 657 nt
Organism: Ostreobium quekettii
Lineage: Eukaryota; Viridiplantae; Chlorophyta; Ulvophyceae; Bryopsidales; Ostreobiaceae
Source: the annotation of a GenBank genome assembly
AUGUUCCCGACUUGCGGCCAGCCGGUGUCUCGCGUGUGCGCCGGCAGCGCAUUCGGCCCUCUGGCGGACUUGAGGCGCGCCCUGCCCAUCGGAACGGCAUUCUGCAGGAGCGAGGCUGCCCAUUGCGCAUCUUCCCUUGCAGCCCACGGCGGAACGCCCCCUCUGGAGGCGCUUAACUGUAGAGAGUGGGCGGGCCUGGGCCCUUGGCGAAACGGGGAGGUGGAUCAGCGCCGGGGUUGGGGGGCCAAGGGCCCGACGGCGGAUGUCGUCGCGCCAGGCGCCGCUGAGUUCGAGGCCGAGUGGAGGCAGCAGCUGCCGGGGUCCCUGGCCGAAUGCGGGCGGCUGGUGCUGGACACUGCGGAUCCGAUGCGCAAGGCCGCCCUGACGCACCGCAUCUGGGAGGCAUGGAAUGAGGGAAAGGUCAAGCACGUAGGUACAAAAGGGCCCAGGAGGACGCGCACACCUGUUUUUCCGGCGAUCACAGGCUGCAGCGGCUGCAAUCGCAGGUUCAGGAUUGGGCGCGCUGAAGUUGCGGUUGUUGACGCGUGUCGAUUCUGGCGCCCCGGCCAGGUGCAAAUGCAGACGGCAGUUUUCAAUGCGAGUUGGGCUGUCCUGGGGCAGCAUUUUGCUGGUGAUUCAAGGGACAACAUAAACUAG